Echinococcus granulosus is the source of this 1410-nucleotide messenger RNA. Its product is annotated as Calcium-binding mitochondrial carrier protein SCaMC-1. Lineage: Eukaryota; Metazoa; Platyhelminthes; Cestoda; Cyclophyllidea; Taeniidae. Gene Ontology annotation, biological process: transmembrane transport. Bases 1 to 1410 code for a protein of 469 amino acids. Gene Ontology annotation, molecular function: calcium ion binding; ATP transmembrane transporter activity. The transcript has 4 exons. The record is from RefSeq and is a predicted model, not a curated record.
AUGCCGGAAAAAUCAAGCCUGAGGCCCGAGGAUCGGGAGCGCAUUGCCAACCUCUUCAAGGAGCUCGAUGUUGAUAAGGACGGCCGGGUCAGCGUGGCCGAGCUGGCCUCGAAAAUCAAGGGUUCAGAGCAGACAUCAACAGCAGAGAAAAUAAUCAGCCGGGGUGACGAAGAUCAUCCCAAAUCGACAAUGACCUUCAAUGAAUUUGUUGAUUAUGUGACGGACACAGAAACACAGCUAAAGCUUGCUUUCAGACAGAUGGACAAAAAUCACGAUAAUGUUGUCGACGCCUCAGAAAUACGGGCCGCAAUGUUGGAUCUGGGUGUGGAAAUCGGUCAGAAAGAGGCUGAAAAGCUGCUGCGUAAAGUCGACAAGGAUGGGUCUUUGAGUAUUGACUUCAAUGAAUGGAGGGAUUUCCUCUUGCUAUCUGGUAAAACGCAGCUCCAUGAUAUCUUUCACUACUGGAGACGUGCUUCUGCUGUCGAUAUUGGUGAACUUGUGCAAGUGCCUGAUGACUAUACGGAGGAAGAAAAGAAGUCUGGAGAAGCUUGGAGAACACUACUAGCUGGCGGAAUUGCCGGGUGUGUGUCUCGGACGGCUACGGCGCCUUUGGAUCGAAUCAAAACGAUCUACCAGGCCCGAGGCGGUCGAGCUGCCUCCACGGGUCUGGUGGGCUCCUUCCGGCGCAUGCUCAAGGAGGGCGGAAUCAUUUCCAUGUGGCGUGGCAAUGGUGUCAACUGCAUCAAAAUAGCACCCGAACAGGCUUUUCGCUUUCAAGCCUACGAGACAUACAAGAGGCUAUUUUUUAAGAAGGAUGGUUCCACCGAGCCGCUGUCAAUGCCGGAAAAGUUCACCGCAGGUGCUCUUGCCGGAGCUACCUCACAGACCCUCAUCUAUCCUAUGGAGGUGCUGAAAACGCGUAUGUGCCUUCGCAAAACAGGUCAGUAUUCGUCGAUUUUUGACUGCGCGAGGAAGCUCUAUAGAGAGCACGGGAUGUGGAUAUUCUACCGAGGUUAUGUCCCUAACCUGAUAGGCAUCCUGCCUUACGCUGGCAUCGACUUAGCCCUUUAUGAGACCUUCAAGACGCUCUACGUGAAGGCACUCAACAGAAGCGCGGAUAAUUCGGGAACUCAAAAAUUGACUGGACCGCCGGUCUACGUCUCACUGACUGCUGGCGCCUGCUCCUCCGUCUGCGGCCAGGUCGCCACCUACCCCCUCGCCCUCAUUAAGACUAAAUUGCAGGCAGAGAGCGAAAAGAUCUCAUUGGAAAAGCUGUUCCAAAGGAUUAUCAAAACCGAAGGCAUAAUGGGUAUGUACCGCGGAAUGGGCGCCAAUAUGCUCAAGGUGAUCCCGGCUGUUAGCAUAUCCUACGCCUGCUAUGAGAAAGCUCGGGCUCUGUUAGGAAUCUAA